This is a messenger RNA of Zingiber officinale, 2150 nucleotides long. RefSeq names its product protein EMSY-LIKE 3-like. The transcript is spliced from 10 exons. Bases 357 to 1769 code for a protein of 470 amino acids. Gene Ontology annotation, biological process: defense response to fungus. Lineage: Eukaryota; Viridiplantae; Streptophyta; Magnoliopsida; Zingiberales; Zingiberaceae. The record is from RefSeq and is a predicted model, not a curated record.
CCUCUAAAAAAUCCGUUGCGGUCCGCAGUUUAACGCUUUUCCUUCCUCUCGAUUCUUCUUUUUACAGCCUCCGCCCUCCUCUUCCUCUCCGCCCCGCACGCCACCUUCUUCCACUUCCUCCCAAUCUCCCCCAGAAUCCAUGCUCUCCACUCGGAUUGCCGAUCGAAUCCGCUUUCUCAAGCUCGUUUCGGACAGUUUCUUCGUCGUCGGCUACGGGAAGUGGUGCUGAAGCGGCGGAUCUGUUCGCCGCGAAUUGGGUCGUAGUGCAGGGAAACCCCUCUGUCUUUCAACUCGACGGGUUUGGAGUUUCUAGGGGAUUUACACAGCGGGGGUUUAGAAAGCAAGGGAUUCCUGACAUGGAAUUCGGUCCUUCUGAUAGCAGUGGAACUGAUGAUGAUUUUCCACCACCCCUUCAAAACAGAGGUGUAAGACAACAUAUGACUGGUAAUGGGAGGACAACAGUUGGUGCAAUUCCAUAUGCUAGGGUGCAAAGUGAUAUGGAGAUCCAAAUACAUCGUCUUGAGCAGGAAGCAUACACUUCAGUUCUUCGAGCAUUUAAGGCUCAAUCUGAUGCCAUUACAUGGGAAAAAGAAAGUCUAAUAACUGAACUAAGAAAGGAGCUCAAAGUGUCAGAUGAAGAACAUCGAGAACUAUUAAAUAGGGUGAAUGCAGAUGAUAUUAUUCGAAGAAUAAGGGAAUGGAGACAAGAAGGUGGACAUCAGUCUGGGGUUUUUAGUAAUGUUCAAUCAGAUGUUCCUGCACCCAGUCCUACUAUUUCAGCCUCCAGAAAAAGGCAACGAACACAGCCUGUUCCAUCAUUGUCCUUGGAUGUACCAUCUACGGGAUUGCACUCACAGCCUGUUGCAGUUCCAAUGCAGCCAUCACCAUCAGCUGCUAAAAGGACAACUACAACAGGACCCAAAGGCAAGAAAUCUAAGACUGGUCAGGCAGUACCUGGUGCUUCUUCAAUGAAGUCUAUGCAGUAUUCUUCUUCAGGUCCUAGUGGAAGAGGCCAUAUGGCAAAUAAGAAUUCUUCUAGUGCACCUGGUCCAGUUGGGUUAGCUAAAGCAGCACUAUAUGACCCACUAAUUGGGCGUAAAGUCAUGACUAGAUGGCCUGAUGAUAAUAACUUCUACGAAGCUGUUAUUCAUGAUUACAACUCAGUGGAAGGUUUGCAUGCACUGGUUUAUGAUGUUGGCACGGAGCACGAGACAUGGGAAUGGGUUAAUCUGAAGGAGAUUCCCCCUGAAGAUUUAAGGUGGGAUUGUGACAAUCCAGGUAUCAGUCAUCGUCCUGGUCUAGGUGUUGCUCCAGGUGUCCCUGAACGUGGGGCUAAAAAACCAUCAGGCCGUAGCAGAGCAAUUCCAGGAGCAGGAAGAGGUAGAGGAAUCAUGAAAAAUCAGACAAAGAAACCUAUACAACCACCCCAGGAUGGCAUUGGCAAGAACACUGGUGAUAUUGAGAUCCUUGACACCAAGAUACUUAUUAAAGAAGUGGAGAAGGUUUUUAGCGCAAGCCAGCCUGAUCCUAAGGGUAUGAAGGAUGCCAAGAACUUGUUGAAAACUCAUGAACAAUCAUUGAUUGCUGCAAUUGCAAGGCUUGCUGAUGUAUCAGAUGGUGAAAGUGAAGAAGGCAAGCACCAGUAUUCACAUGGGCAAUCCAUGGAGCGGGAUCGGGGAUGGAGAAAUCACAUGAUUGCUAGAGCUGGAGAACAAGAGGGCUAUGAUGGCAAUCACUUGGGUGGGGACGACGACGACGAUGACACAUAACUUACGGCCCCAAAACGUUUGGUCACAAGUUUAUAUGCCCUGCCAUAGCUAAUGUUAAAUUGUUUCUCAGAGAAUGACCACACACCUAGCUUCUUAGAAGAUAAAAUGCCAAACAAAUCCUCACUUCCUACGUCGCAAUGCAUGGUUCUAUUAUCAUGUAAAUCUCUGGAAAAUGGGUUCGAAUUCUCAGUAAACCUAUGUACCAAAAUGCAUCUUUACAACCCUCAUAAACUCGAGCUCGAGGAAUGUGUUUGGCAAUGCAGAAGUAUAUCACCUGAUCUCCAUAAGUUAAUUCAUGAAAUCAGAGGCAUGUAACAUUAUUGUUUAUUGGUGGUGAAUCCAUCAAUGAGUGGUGAUCGAAUCACAUAUUUCAGGCUCCAA